Phycomyces blakesleeanus NRRL 1555(-) is the source of this 768-nucleotide messenger RNA. RefSeq names its product cyclin. Lineage: Eukaryota; Fungi; Mucoromycota; Mucoromycetes; Mucorales; Phycomycetaceae. Gene Ontology annotation, cellular component: nucleus; cyclin-dependent protein kinase holoenzyme complex. Gene Ontology annotation, molecular function: cyclin-dependent protein serine/threonine kinase regulator activity; protein kinase binding. Gene Ontology annotation, biological process: regulation of cyclin-dependent protein serine/threonine kinase activity. The transcript has 3 exons. The record is from RefSeq and is a predicted model, not a curated record. The coding region runs from base 1 to 768 and encodes 255 amino acids.
AUGAAGCUCAACAUUGCUACUUUUCCUGUUCCUCUUAUGGCAAAUAUUGUCGCUAAUCUUUUGGAAUCCAUUGUCACUGCAAACGAUCUUCUUCCGUGCACUGACAUUACACACUUUCACUCAAGAGCAGUACCAAACAUUAACAUUCGGGCCUACCUUUUACGAAUUCUCAAAUUUACGCCAUUCACAAACGAAGUUUUUCUCUCUCUACUUGUCUAUUUUGAUCGGAUCUCAAGAAUCGAAAAGAAUUUUACCGUCAGCUCUCUUAAUAUUCAUCGGCUACUCAUCACAAGUAUUGUUGUAGCAUCUAAAUUCACGUCAGAUGUAUUUUAUCCCAAUGCCCGCUAUGCAAAGGUUGGUGGCCUUCCUCUAUGUGAAUUAAAUCAACUUGAGCUGGAGUUUUUGUUUCUGUGCAACUUUGAGCUUCUGGUGCGCCUAGAAGAUAUGCAGGAUUAUGGAAAUCAAUUACUGGCUCAUGCUAUGACUCAACCUGAACUCCAGGAAGAAAUUCACCACUACAUAAUUCCAUCUCCCACCCAAUCUCCAAUUCUCCCUCCACUGGUGACACGUCCAGACUCUGCUCUUGUAACACCAGCCAUAUCGUCAACCGUAAAGCCUUUAGUGGCCACAUAUCCCCUGACACCACCAACUGAUGCUACUACCGAGGCGCCUUGUCCCGUAGAUCGCUCGUCAUUGGUUGCACGGCAUCAGAAGCACCGGUCGGCUCGCUCUCAUCCUUAUGCCAAACCAGGCGUGUUCACUCGCUAA